This is a messenger RNA of Hippocampus comes (tiger tail seahorse), 13872 nucleotides long. It is a transcript of the gene hmcn2, whose product is annotated as hemicentin 2. Gene Ontology annotation, biological process: homophilic cell-cell adhesion; synapse organization. Gene Ontology annotation, cellular component: neuronal cell body; axon; plasma membrane. The coding region runs from base 244 to 12915 and encodes 4223 amino acids. The record is from RefSeq and is a predicted model, not a curated record. NCBI's taxonomy places the organism in Eukaryota, Metazoa, Chordata, Actinopteri, Syngnathiformes, Syngnathidae. Gene Ontology annotation, molecular function: axon guidance receptor activity; calcium ion binding. The transcript has 80 exons.
AGCACAAGCUCUCCAGGGUGUCGCACAAGUCAGCCUCUCCACACUUCGCUCCAAACUUUUGGCACGCAUGUGCGCCUCCGGACCUAUUUUACAUCGCAUUUAGAUGCAUUUUCGAUCCAGGUUUAUUACCGAUUUAAAAUAGUCACAAUCCUGCUCCUUCAUACGUCUUUCAGAACUUUGAACACGUUUCCCUAGUGAUUCGUCUCAUUCCAGCAGACGGAUGCAGUCGAAUUAAAAAAAAGGAUGAAGGGUGACUUGAUAACGUGCCUAGUCCUCGUGCUAUGUAGCAGCGUGCAAAGGCUCCGGGCAUCCCCCGCUUUGGAGGAGGGCAGCGGGUCGGAUGGGAGCGCCUCGACCCUGGCCUUUGUGUUUGAUGUGACCGGCUCCAUGUACGACGACCUCAAACAGGUGAUCGAUGGCGCCUCGCGGAUCCUGGAAAAGACCCUCAACCGAAGGACCAGACCCAUCAAAAACUUUGUGCUGGUUCCGUUCCAUGAUCCAGAUAUCGGUCCAGUGUCCAUCACCACUGACCCUAAAAAGUUCCAGCAGGAUCUUCAAGAGCUGUUUGUUCAGGGUGGAGGUGACUGCCCUGAGAUGAGUGUUGGAGCCAUUAAGAAAGCCUUGGAAGUUUCUCUUCCUGGAUCCUUCAUUUAUGUCUUCACCGACGCUAGAGCAAAAGACUAUCGCCUGAAAAGGGAUGUUCUUCAGCUGGUGCAACUCCGUCAGUCUCAGGUGGUUUUUGUGCUGACUGGAGACUGUGGUGACCGCUCUCAGCCUGGCUACAAGGCCUACGAGGAGAUUGCGGCCACAUCCUCAGGGCAGAUCUUUCAUCUGGACAAGCAGCAGGUCAACGAGGUAUUGAAGUGGGUCGAGGAAACUAUUCAGACGAUGAAGGUCCAUCUACUGUCCUCAAACCACGACAGUGCCCAGGAGAACCUUUGGGAAGUGCCCUUUGACCCCAGCCUCCGUGAGGUCACUGUGUCACUCAGCGGGCCCUCUCCGCAAAUUGAGCUCAGAGAUCCCCUUGGCCAUGUAGUAGGUGUUGAGCAGGGUCUUAAAGAGCUUCUGAACAUUCCUAACUCUGCUCGUGUUGUCAACCUGAAGUUUCCCACGCCUGGAGCAUGGAACCUGAAGGUUAGCUGCAGUGGUCGUCAUACCCUGAGGGUCACAGGAGUCAGCAAUCUGGAUUUCCGUGCUGGCUUUUCAAGUGCUCCUGUUAAAGAGUUCAACCAUACUAGGGAGAGACCAAUAAAAGGACUGCCAGCGUAUGUUUUGCUAAAAUGCACGGGCCUGAAACCACCAGGUCACCUGAGUCAUGUCGAGCUUAUGUCUGGCUCGGGACGUUCCCUGCGCACCGUCCAGGUGCCUCUGCCCUCUGACCUUGGACAAAUAGGGCUGUGGAGUGUCCCAGAGAUACGAACCCCUUCCCAGAGUUUCUUCAUCAAGGCAACGGGCAGAGAUGAGGAGGGCUAUCGCUUCCAGCGACUGUCGAGUGUUUCGUACACCAACAUAGUUCCAUCUCCCCCAGCUGUGAACAUGCCUGAUGUGGUGAAGGGUAUCUACAUGCAGCCUGCUGUGAUUCACUGUUCAGUGGAGAGCGAUAUACCUUACAGGCUAAGAUUUGCAAGAAGUGGAAGGACUCUGGGGGCGGAGAAAUUCUUCCAGAAAUCUGCCACUGCAUCAUGGGAGAUUCAGCAUGCUUCAGCAGAGGAUGAGGGCUUCUACGAGUGCAUUGCACAGAGUGGCGCAGGACAAGGACAUGCCUUAACCCAGCUGACUGUUACAGAGCCUCCGCCUGUACUCAAGCCAGCAGUCAAUGUGACUUCCUUAGUUGGAAGUGUGGCUGUGUUGACCUGUAAAGUAGAGGGCACCAUGCGCUACAACUUGACCUGGCAUCGAGCUGGGCGCGCCAUCCGAGCUCGUUCAGGGAGGGUGAGGCUGCUGUCUAACUCAUCCCUGCAAAUUAGCAGCGUGCAGCUUCAGGAUGCUGGGGCUUACUACUGUGUAGCCUCAAAUGCCCACGGAGACAGCAGAACCACUGUAUGGCUCUUCGUCCCAGAGGGACCUACUGUGGUACUUCACCCCCAGAGCCAGGUCUUUUCCCGAGGGGAUGAAAUCCGCCUUGUCUGCUCAGCAUCCGGCUCUCCCCCUCCCCUGCUCUUUUGGAGCCAUGGAAACACGUUCCUUGCUAAUCGGCCGAGGUUGAAUCUACACCAGCAAGGAGUUUUGACCAUAUCAGGGGCUAUCCCGGAGGAUGCUGGGAACUACACAUGUCUGGCAAGCAAUUUGGCUGGGACUGCCUCACAGUCUGUCUUGCUUACUUAUGCAGAGGUGCCUAUCAUAACAGUGGAGCAGCAGGUCCUACUUGUGGCUGUCGGGGAUGAUGCUACUCUGCAGUGUCAAGCCAGUGGUACCCCGCUUCCUCUUGUCCAUUGGUUUAAAGGGAAACUUGAGGUGGGCUCCGCCCCCUUUGUUGAGCAGGAUGUCCACCGCGGGACCCUGCAUAUUCGAAGGGUGCAGGAUGUCGAUGCUGGUCAAUACAGCUGUGUGGCCAGCAGCCCUGCUGGGACUUCCUCUGGUACAGUCAGUCUGCAGGUUGGAGUGGGACCUUCGUUCUCUGAUGCACCGGUUGACAUGGCGGCUAAUGUAGGGGAAAACAUCACCCUUCCCUGUGCCGCUCGAGGUUUCCCGCAACCAACCGUGACCUGGUACACUCAAGAUGGUAGACACAUUCCCGCAAGGACAGACAACCACGGUAGAAAAAUGCAGCUGGAGAAUGGAUUCCUUCUGAUUCAGAGUGUCUGGCUGGAUGAUGAAGGGCUGUACACCUGUGAGGCCAAGAACCAGUUUGGAACCAUCAAAGCUGAAGCCAGAGUUCGCGUCACUGGACUGGAGCCCCCUCUCUUAGCCCAAAGUGCCCCCAUCAUUACUACUGGCAUCGGGCAGUCCUUGAGUAUCCCGUGUAUGCUGCUGGAUGGCAUACCCCUCCCAGAAAGACACUGGUCACUAAAUGGGAAACAUGUUCAAUUGAACGGGAGAAUGUUUGUGAGGAGUGAUGGAAGUUUGUACAUUGAAAGAGCUGUCCCAGAGGAUUCUGGGGCAUAUGUUUGUACAGCAGUGAAUGUAGCAGGCUCUAUGAACAUUACAGUCAUCUUGGAGGUCCAUGUGCCCCCAGAAAUCAAAGCUGGGCCCUACCGCUACAUAGCCAACGAGGGCGUAGCCAUCACAUUGUCAUGUGAGACGAGUGGCAUUCCUAAACCAGUUGUGGUCUGGUCCAAGGGAAGGCAACCUGUGCCUCGGGGCGGUUCCUCGCUUCAGGCUGACCCCGAUGGACACCUCCACAUCCCUCACCCAACCACUGACGAUGCAGGAAUCUACAUCUGUACUGCCACUAGUUCUGUGGGUUACGCGAGUCGAGAAAUCCAGCUCAGUGUUAACACAAUACCGAAGAUAGCGGGUGCGAGUGACCAUGACAACAUAGUAAAAAUGUCUGCAGAGGUGGGAGCAGAGGUAGUUCUACCUUGUGAGGCCCAGGGGAGUCCGACACCACUUGUCACGUGGAACAGAAAUGGUCACCCCAUCCCCCCUGUCACAGCAGGGUUCACUGUUUUGCCCUCAGGCUCCCUGAAGAUAACUGAUGUACGCCUCAUUGAUAGUAAAUUGUACACGUGUACUGCAGAGAACCCAGCCGGCAAUGUGUCCUUAAGCUACAAUUUACACAUCCAAGCCAAGCCCAGGAUUCAGCCCGCACCCCCGCUACUGAAAGCCCUGGUGGGACAAACAGUCACGCUCCCAUGUGUGGUCCAGGGGGAGCCGAGCCCAGAGGUCAAUUGGUUUCACAAUGGUCUUCCUGUUGGGAUCAAGGACACGUCACCCUUUAGGAUCCAGCACGUCAGCAUGGCUGACAAAGGAACUUACCAAUGCGUGGCUCGCAACAGCGCUGGACAGGAGACUUUGGAGAUCAUGCUGGAAAUUCUUGAGGCCCCGUCUUUUGCAGAACCAGGAGAUGCAGUCAUGGAGAAAAUAGCUAACAGCAAGGUCAUCAUCCCCUGCCCAGCUGAAGGCUCUCCACAUCCCAAGGUGCGCUGGUUCAAGAAUGGCCUGGAGAUACAUCCUGGACAAUCAGAGUUUUCUGUGACGAGGGAUGGAGCUCUUGUAAUUAGCAGAGCUUCUGCCAGUCACAGUGGCGACUUCAAGUGUGUGGCGACGAACGAGGCGGGCUCUGUCGACAGGAAGACCAGAUUGAAAGUGAAUGUUCCUCCUGAAAUCCAAGAUGAUGGCCAGGCACACAACCUUACUGUGACCUUAAAGCAGCCCCUCACUCUUGGCUGUGAUGCCUUUGGUAUUCCCUCCCCGACAAUUACCUGGAAUAAAGAUGGUCAUCCUGUCGACGGUCCUGGGUUAUAUCUGCAAAAUGGGAACCGUCUGCUCAGAAUCUACAGAGUCCAGCCAGAACAUGCAGGAAUAUUUGCUUGCACUGCUCAAAACUCAGCUGGAGAGGCACAAAGAGAAUAUCAUAUUGUGGUGCAAGCUCCACCAGUGAUCUCAGGAACAUCCAAACUACAAGAUAUAACAGCCGUCCUAGGCCAGGAGGUAGAGUUUCAGUGCAGAGUUAGUGGGCGUCCAGCACCCAUCGUGGAAUGGAGUCGCGACGGAGAAGUACUGUCCCGUGAUGGAGAUCCACAUGUGGAGUUUCUGGAAGAAGGCCAGGUGCUGAAAGUGAAAUCAGUCCGGCUGAGAGAUCAAGGACUUUACCAGUGUCUGGCCAGCAACAAUGCAGGGACACAGAUGCGCCAGUUCAAACUAACAGUGCAAGCUCCUCCGACAAUCAAGGGUUCCGGUGAGACCUCAAACGUGUCAGUGGUGCUGGGUUUCUCGAUAGUUCUUCUCUGUGAUGUAGAAGGUUCACCCAUGCCAAGUAUCACCUGGUUGAAAGACAACCAGCCCAUUGUGUCGAGCCCCCAGCUGACAUACACCCAAGGCGGGCAGGCUUUAAGGGUGGGCUCAGCACAAGGUGACAGCACAGGCCUCUAUACCUGCCGGGCUUCCAAUCCAGCCGGUACUGCUGUCAAGCACUAUUCUCUUAGUGUUCUGGUGCCCCCACAAAUAGAGGGGGACUCAACAUCUUUAGGCACUCGAGAAGAGAAAGUACGAAUCAAUGGCAGUUUAACUCUUUCCUGCCUCGCUAAAGGCUUUCCUGAGCCCAAGAUUGCCUGGUUCAAAGAUGGGCAGAUGUUGACAGGAAGCAACCAUGUUGGCAUCCAGGAGAGUGGCGCCUACCUGCACUUAGAGAAUGCAAUGCUGUCCCAUGAAGGUCAGUACACAUGUGUGGUCACCAACUCGGCAGGAGAAGACAAGAGAUACUUCCAUGUUUCCAUCCAAGUUCCUCCGGUCUUCCACCGCGUGACUAACAGAGAAGCAGCCUGGGGUGUGGAGGACAGGGAGGAUGAGGAGAAUGAGGACAUGGUGGACACGCGCGAAGUAGUCCUCGGCCACCCCAUCAGCCUGUCCUGUGAAAGUAAUGCAAUACCACCACCCAAACUCAAUUGGUACAAAGAUGGACAGAAGCUCACCAGCGCUGACGGAGCAACAUUAAUGCCAGGUGGACAGGUGUUACAAAUUGCUCGAGUUCAGAAAGAGGAUGCAGGAAUGUAUACUUGUGAGGCUGUCAAUGAGGCUGGAGAGGACCACAUGCAUUUUAAACUGGAAGUCUUGGUAUCACCCGUGAUCACGGGGGCAUCAGAGGAGUUUAUGGAGGAAAUAGGAGCAGUGGUCAACAGCACGGUGGCCCUCCAUUGUGAUGUAACUGGGCAUCCGACCCCAGCUAUCUCGUGGCUUCGAGAUGGACAGCCAGUUCAAACGGAUUCACUGCAUCUCGUCAGUGAGGACAAGGCACGACUGCAGCUCCUCAGUGUGCAGGUUUCAGACAUGGCUGGAUACCUGUGUGUAGCAGAAAACAAAGUUGGGUCAGUUGAGAAGCUCUUCAGUCUAACUGUUCAAGUACCACCAAGGAUAUUAGGCCCGAAAGAGGAAGAGCUGAGUGUCACCGAGGGUCACAUGGUGUCAUUACUGUGUGAUGUCCAAGCAUACCCUCCACCAGAAAUCAUUUGGACCAAAGAUGGGCAGAUUCUCCACUUCAGUACUGGUAUCCACAUAUUGCCAGGUGGCCAGAUGUUACAGCUGCCAAGGGCAAGAGCGGAGGAUGCAGGACAAUAUGUGUGCACAGCUUCCAACUCAGCUGGCCAGGACCAAAAGAGUCUACUCCUCAGUGUUUAUGUCCUGCCCACCCUGAGGCCUCGUCUUGAUGCCGAGUCAGAUGUGCUGACCCCGCAGCUUGGCUCCUCUGUAACCCUGCAAUGUGAGGCACAUGGUGUCCCUGAGCCCGAGGUCACAUGGUAUAAAAAUGGACUCCAACUAGUUACAGGGAAUGGACUGCAGACAGAUCGCCAGCAGCUGGAGAUCACAGGAGUUCAGGUGGCAGAUGGUGGCACCUAUACUUGCAAAGUAUCCAAUGUAGCUGGCCAAGUCGACAGGACAUUCACACUGGCGGUCUAUGUUCCACCUGUCCUUGAUGAGCCUCUCCCAGAGGCCCUAAACUUCACCCUGGGCUCUCACGUAUCCCUUCGAUGUGAGGCCUCGGGGGUCCCUGUGCCAAGCAUCACAUGGCUCAAGGAUGGAACACCUAUUGAAAGUAGCCUGCAGUGGCAGUGGUCUAUUCGGGGGAACCGCCUAGAGUUGGGGCCUCUUACUCUGUCUCAUGCAGGAACUUACACUUGCGUGGCCAAGAACAGUGAAGGACAGGAACAAAAGGAUUACAUUCUCACAGUGCAGGUGUCACCGACUAUUCUGGACUCUGAUCAUCCAUCUGAGGUGAGUGCACCCAUAGGAGAAGAGGCAACACUUGAGUGCAAAGCCUCUGGAAACCCCGUACCUCACCUUAGCUGGCUGAAAGACGGCUCGACUUUGGAAGAGUCAGAUACACGUCACGUUGCUGUGACUCCUGAUGGCAGCACAUUAACUUUACGAAGGCUUAGUCCUGAGGAUUCUGGAACGUAUACCUGCUUGGCUGUCAGUCCUGCUGGCCAGGAGAGCAAGAUCUACACCCUUUUUGUCCUUGUACGUCCAUCCAUUUUGGGCGAGACCAUCGAACCGAAAGUGGUGCAGGCCAUACAGGACAGUGCGUUGACUCUUGAGUGCCAUGCUGAUGGAAAUCCUCCACCUCAGAUCAGCUGGCUCAGGAAUGGACACCCCUUACUUUUAUCACCCAAUACACGCCUAAUCUCUGGUGACUCAGUACUGAGGAUUUCUCCUGUGCACUUGUCAGAUGCUGGAAUUUACACAUGCAUAGCUCGCAGUCGAGCUGGUCUUGCUGAGCUUAGUUAUGACGUCCAGGUCCAAGUGCCCCCUGGUGUAGAUCAUGUUGAACCAAUGGAACCAGUGACAGUUGUGAGAGGAUCACUAGUAACGCUUACCUGUGAGGCCCGCGGUGUUCCUCCUCCAACCUUGACUUGGAUGAAGGACGGCCAGCCAAUGUCACUUCACCGGAACUUGUUGCUGGAUGGACAGGAGACACGACUGCAGCUGCCUGAUGUGUCACCCUCAGAGGCAGGCCUCUACAGCUGUGUUGCCAGCAACCAGGCUGGAAGCAGCACAAAGAGUUUUAAUCUCACCAUUCUUGAGCCUCCAAAGAUAUCCAAGUCUGGUGCCCCAGAAGAGCUGACGAUUGCAGUAAACAACCCACUGGAGUUGGAGUGCUCUGCAGAGGGAGUACCACCCCCUACCCUUAUCUGGCUCAAAGAUGGUCGUCCGCUGGGCGGAAACAACAUCAUUCAGGACGAUGGACACAUUCUCAGUAUUAGCAAAAUUCAGGUUGAGGAUGCAGGUCUGUAUACCUGCUUGGCCAGCAGCCCAGCUGGAGAGGAUGGAAGAAACCAUUGGGUUCGAGUACAAGUUCCACCAACCCUUCUUGGCUCUGAAGAUGUGAGGACGUUGUCAGUACCACUUAAUGGACAUUUGACCCUGGAGUGCCUGGCUGACAGUGACCCCUCCCCUGAUAUAGAGUGGUACAAGGAUGAGGUCGAGAUGCAGCUGGGUGGUCGCAUCCAGCGGCUUGCAGGAGGCCAGUACCUUGAAAUACAGGAUGUCAGACCCGAGGACAGUGGCCAGUACAGUUGUGUGGUUAGCAACAUAGCAGGAAGCACCAGUCUCUUCUUCAUUGUGGAGAUUCUCUUGCCGCCGGUAAUAAAGGAGAGCAGCGCAGUGGUGACAGCUCAAAUAGGCCAGGAUGCAGUUUUACCGUGUGAAGUCGAGGAUGGCACGACUCCUGCAAUCAUGUGGCGAAAAGAUGGCUUCCCCAUAAUCCACGAUAACAACAAGUACACCAUGGUACCAGAAGGCUCCUUACAUGUGCAUGGGGUUCAGUUGAGCGACGCUGGCCGCUACCACUGCACGGUAUCAAACCAGGCGGGCUCAGACCACCGCGGAAUCGAUCUCAGAGUAUUUGUGGGUCCUUCAAUCAGUCCAGGUCCGUUCAACAUGACGGUCACCACAGGCAUCAGAGCUGUCCUGAGCUGUGAGACAACAGGCAUACCCCCUCCUAAAGUGUCUUGGAGAAGGAAUGGCUCUCCUCUUGAUGCUAGCCAGGGUGCAUACAGGUUAUUAUCUUCUGGGUCCCUGGUAAUUUUAUCGCCAACCAAUGAGGAUGAAGGUUACUUUGAGUGUACAGCCGUGAAUGAUGUUGGAGAGGAGCGCAGGGUUAUUGAGGUCAAUCUCCAAGUCCCACCAUCUAUUGAAGAUGAUGUCACAACAGUCACGGCUGUGAAAAUGUCUCCAGUGGAGUUGCCUUGUCAUGUCAAAGGCCGACCUCAGCCCACUGUCUCUUGGACAAAAGGUGGAGCCAAGCUGGGCUCUAGAGGAGGAAGUUAUCGCAUCCUUCCUACAGGGGUGUUGGAGAUAACUGCCGUGUUACCAAGUCACGCCGGCAGGUAUACUUGCUCAGCUCGUAAUACAGCUGGAGUGGCUCACAAACACAUCUCACUUACGGUGCAAGAGUCCCCAGAAAUCAGGCCAAUGGCAGAGGAAGUACAAGUAGUGUUAAAUCACGGGACCGUCCUACCCUGUGAGGUACAAGGAUUUCCUAGACCGUCCAUUACCUGGCAAAGAGAGGGUGUUCCCAUCGCAGCGGGUAACAGCAGCACAUCAUGGAUCUUAAGAAAGGAUAAACGACAUAUUUCUUCCAAAAAUGCUUUUACUUGGUUUACAGGUCACAGGCUGGCUGUGCUCUCCAAUGGCGCCCUCAAGUUUGCUCGUGUUACUCUUGGUGAUGCAGGGCUGUACCAAUGCCUGGCAAAAAAUGAAGCCGGUGUGGCUGUGGGAAGGACCAAACUUGUGCUGCAAGUUCCACCAGUGCUGAGUGUGCCCCGUGUGGAAUACACUGCCGUGUUGGGCCAACCAGUCAGUCUGGAGUGUGCGGCAGAUGGUCAGCCGCAACCGGAAGUUACUUGGCACAAAGAAAGGAGGCCUAUAAUUGACAGUGCUCAUAUUCAUUUACAUGCAAAUGGAACAUUGGCGAUCACUUCUACCCAGCGCAGUGAUGCGGGGACAUACACAUGUACCGCCAAGAAUCUGGCUGGCAGAACCAGUCACGAUAUCAGACUGCUUAUUCAAAUUCCCCCAAUGAUUCUUCCUGGGCAAACAGAGAUGUCGGUCAUUCAAGGAUUUCAGGCCUUGUUACCUUGUGCUGCUCAGGGUUCACCAGACCCCAAAGUAUCAUGGGAAAAGGAUGGUGAAAUUUUGCUCAACAUUCCGGGCAAAUUUACCAUCCUGAGAUCCGGAGAGCUGAUUAUCGAGAGGGCUGAGUCAGGAGAUGCUGGAAUGUUCACAUGUGUAGCCACCAAUGCAGCAGGCUCCACAAGACAGGAGAUUCAUCUGUCCGUCAACAUGCGGCCUGCCUUUAAAGAGCUACCAGGUGAUGUAACCUUGAACAAAGGACAGCAUCUGGCCUUGUCCUGCCACGCUCAGGGAACCCCUGCUCCUGUCAUCUCCUGGACUAUCAACAACAAACCUUACGCAGGUGCCACUGUAGACGAAGCAGGCAGGAACACCAUCAUCAUCGACAAUAUUACUAUGAGUGAUGCUGGCACAUAUGUGUGUAUCGCAGAAAACAGCGUGGGCUCCAUCCGAGCGCUUUCCUUUGUUCGCAUCAGAGAGCCUCCCGUGCUGAAGGGUGAAGCCCACAUGUCUCAAACCGUCAUUCAAGGUGGCUCCGCUGUGCUCGACUGUCCGGUCCAUGGAGAUCCCAACCCCGUCCUCCGCUGGCUCCGAAAUGGAAAACCCUUGCGCCACUCUGUCCGCAUGCAGACACUUCACAAUGGAUCAUUGAUCAUUUACAGCAUCACUGCUGCAGAUGAAGGGGAUUAUGAAUGUGUGGCUGAGAGUGAAGCGGGGUCAGCUGAACGGACCAUUACUCUCCAUGUUCAAAUUAAUGGAGGCUAUUCCAACUGGCAGGACUGGGGUCCUUGUAGUAGCAUCUGUGGUCAAGGCUCCCAAGAGCGCAGUCGACUUUGCAACAACCCGGAACCAGCUAAUGGUGGACGAACAUGCAUCGGGCCCAGUAUUGACUCCAGGACAUGUCAUGCCGGCCUUUGUCCAGGUGAAGCCCCUCGUAAGACCAGAGGCAGCCUAAUAGGCAUGGUCAACGAAAGGGAGUUCGGUGUGUCCUUCCUCGAGGCCAACAUCACAGAUAAUGAAGAGGAAGGCAGCAGCUCUUUGCAGGCCCGUCUUGACAACAUUCCGCCAAGUCUGGGGCCCUUGCUGCGGGUGCUGGUAUCUGUUUUUGCACCUAUCUACUGGACCACUGUGCUUCAGAACGGGCCCACGAGGAAUGGUUACUCCUUCACACACGGCCAGUUCAGGCAGGAGUCUCAGCUGGAAUUUGACACAGGGGAGGUCCUUCGUCUCACCCAUGUUGCCAGAGGACUGGAUUCCGAGGGAGUUUUACUGCUUGACAUUGUAAUCAAUGGAUAUGUACCUCCAUCAUUGACAACCUCACAUCUGAGCCUCCAGGAGUUUGAUGAGUCCUACGUGCAGACAGGCCAAGGGCAGAUGUACUCCUGGUCGUCACAGAACCACCAGAGGGGAGGGAGGCCCAUGGUGUUGCGGUGCAAUCACACCAUUAUUUACGAGGGCGAGGAAAAUCGUCAGGGCCCUCUGCUCCAGCUGUUGAAGGUUUCUGGAAUGAAUAGUGUCUACAAUAUGCUUACUCUUACACUGGACUUCCACUUCACUGCCAGCCUUCUUAUACCAGAUGGAUAUGAAGAAAGUUGCCCUAAAGGCUUUGUCCUCGACACAACCUCAUACUGUGCUGAUGAAGAUGAAUGUGCCCUUCAGUCUCCCUGCUCUCACUCAUGUAACAACAUCAUGGGAGGAUUUUCCUGUGUCUGCCCUUCUGGCUUUACCAUCUCCACCGAGACCAACGAAUGCCAAGAUAUCGACGAGUGUGCCCAGAGCUUCCACAUGUGCCACUACAACCAACAGUGCGUCAACACAGUGGGCACUUACCGCUGCCAAGCCAAGUGUGGAGCAGGGUUUAAGCCCAGCAGUUCAGGACACAGCUGUGAAGAUGUAGACGAGUGCCGAGAGUCAACUCUAUCACCGUGCCAACAUCAGUGUCUCAACACUUUGGGCUCCUACCGCUGCAUCUGCCACCCCGGGUACCAGCUGUCAGGACACCAAUGCAUCGACAUCAAUGAGUGCAUGAGGAAUGUGUGCCCAGCUCACCAGCAAUGCCAGAACACUGACGGAGGUUACCAGUGUUUCGACAGCUGUCCUGCUGGCAUGACCAAAGCAGAGAGUGGAGUGUGCCUGGAUAUUGACGAGUGUCAGGAUGGAAGUCACAUGUGUCGCUACUCUCAGAUCUGUCAGAACACGAUUGGUGGAUAUGGGUGUCUCUGUCCCAGAGGGUACCGAUCUCAAGGAAUUGGUCUGCCAUGUCUGGAUGUCGAUGAAUGCCAGCAGACACCAAGUCCAUGCGCCUUUCAGUGCCGCAAUGUGCCUGGCAGCUUCAGGUGCCUGUGUCCACCUGGAACUGUGCUGCUUGGGGAUGGACGCUCGUGUGCAGGGCUGGAGAGAGGACAGUUCUUCACGAAUGGAACCAGAGUCAGAGCGAGACUUCGGCCGCAGCUUGUGUCAUCCCUCGGCAGGCCGAUUUUGUCUCGUUCUCACGGGGUAUCUCGUAUUACCAGGCAGAGUUGCCCUGUAGGGUACACCAGCAGAGACGGCAAAUGUGUUGAUGUGGAUGAAUGUCUGCUGAGGAAGCCAUGCCAACAUGAUUGUCAAAACACCAUUGGCAGUUUCCGGUGUCUAUGUCCUCCAGGGUACCAGCUGCUACCCAAUGGGAGGAACUGUAAAGACACUGACGAGUGCCUAGAGCAAGGCAUUAAAUGUGGCUACAAUCAGAUGUGUUUUAACACCAGAGGAGGAUACCAGUGCCUGGACACUCCAUGUCCUGCAUCCUACCAGCGUGGAAGAAGCCCAGGGACAUGCUACAAGCCGUGCUCUCUGGACUGUGCCACAGGAGGCUCUCCUCUGCUCCUGCAGUACAAACUCCUCACGCUUCCCUCUGGCAUACCUGCCAAUCACAACGUAGUGCGGCUGUCCGCUUUCUCAGAGUCCGGCAUCCUCCAAGAGCGCACAUCUUUUAUCAUGCUAGAGCAAGAGUCCGAAACGGGUCUGAUGGGACAGGCAUUUGACAUCAGGGAUGAAGCAGGCCGCGGGACGAUCUACACAAUGCGGCUUCUUGACAGGCCGGAACUAGUGCGGCUCAAAGUGCAGGCCACCACCAUUUCGCAGCAGGGCCGUGUGACCUACCGGAGCAUUUUCAUCAUCUACAUUUCCAUCUCAGCAUUUCCCUACUGAGCAUCUGCUGCUUCACAAGUGACUAGCCCCUAAAAGGCCUCUAGAUACUUUUAAAACAAAGGCAAUACCCCAGAAACCUUAGCCUCGGGUGCAUUAUGCCCUUCCACAGACACCUCAACAUACAGUAUAUGACUAAGUGAACACAGUCAGUCAGACAAGAUUCACAAUUGUAUCCUUAUCUGUGACUGAUAAAUCCUGUAGAUACUGAGAAAUUUAGGACUGAAACACAAACUUAAUAUUGUCAUGGUCGAUAUGCCUGACCAGAGAAAAUUGAAUCUGUCCUUAGCCCUAAAAAUGGAAAGUGCAAUGCAUCAGUUGUUUUAGCAAUAAUAUCAAAAAGUACCAAGCUUAGCUCUUCUGGCAGUGAUUCAAGGUCUGGUGGUACUGUUUCUAGUAAAGUCUCAAUAGGACAAAUAAAUGAAACUGCGUAUGUAGCUUGAUCUGUUUAAAAUAAUUCACCAUUAAUGACAAUAGACAACAUUUACAUUAGUAAUUGCCUAUUCUGCAAUCUUUAAAAAAGUCUGACUCUUGAGCCACUUGUUUUAAGUGACAAACCAGAAGAGGCGAGUGUAACAAUGUGUAAUCGUGUUGCACUUACGCAGCUUUUUUUUUUUUUUGUACUCUGCAUUUUUUGAAUGUACAUAUGUGUUUAAAAGUGCCUUUCUGAAUGUAUUUGAGUGACCUUUAUUGAGGCUGUGACUCACCUGGUGCUACAAAGAAAACCAUUUUUACAGGUAUUGACUGCAUUUACGGGUUGAUUGGUGCAGCUGUAAGUGGCAUGUCGUCCUUCCUUACAUGACAUUAUAAACAAUGUUGAAAAAAAGGUUAUUUGCAACACGUUUGCCUGUGAAAAAAAAUGAAUAACGUGUUGACCCUUCUCAAGCUGGGUUAACACACUUUUCGCUGUAAAUUGUAUGUAAGUUGAGUUUUUGCAGAAAUAAAAACAGACAUUUUUUA